Molecule: messenger RNA, 810 nt
Organism: Teleopsis dalmanni
Lineage: Eukaryota; Metazoa; Arthropoda; Insecta; Diptera; Diopsidae
Exons: 2
Coding region: 1-810 (269 amino acids)
Source: RefSeq, a predicted model, not a curated record
AUGCAUAAUGGUCCAGUCGUGCAGAACGAACUCUCAUCUAUUUUACUGCGUUUCAGGAAACCACGCUUCGUUUUUACAACAGAUAUUGAAAAGAUGUAUCGGCAGAUACUAAUUAAUCCAAGAGAUGAACAUCUCCAAAUCAUUAUUUGGCGAGAGUCACCAGAAGAAAACUUGUGCUAUUACAAAUUAAAAACGGUAACGUAUGGCACAAGAGCAGCGCCGUAUCUGGCAACUAAGUGUCUACAUACCCUGGCCAGAGAGCAUACCAUUAAAUUUCCUCUCGGUUCCGCUACACUCAGCAAGCAUUUUUAUGGCAAUGACGGUUUAAGUGGCUCAGACAGUCUCAUGGAGGCAAUUGCAACAAAGGAUCAACUUAUUAAAAUAUUGGCGACAGCUGGUUUCAAACCUCGCAAGUGGUGCGCAAAUAAUGCCCAAUUACUUCAAGGACUCGCUCCAGAAGAUCAAGAAGUAGAUCUCGAUGUCAGCAAGUAUCUUAAUGAGUUACAGUGUCGCACUAAAUGCAAGAACCAAUCACCUGAUGACAAAGAAGGAAUGCUGGUAAUCAUUCAAGAAGAUGACGCUCCUCCGCUUCAAUGGCCUCUAGGCAGAAUCAUCAAAUGCUAUUCCGGUAACGAUGGAAGAAUCAGAGUUGUAGAUAUCAAAACGAAAAACGGGAUUUGGAAGCGUCCAAUACAUCGCCUAGCACCACUACUGUCGGAAGAGUGGUCAACACCCAUGAUACAACCUGAUAGAUGUGAUGAAGAAACGCCUAAAAAAAUAGCAAAACUCAACAUGCAGCAACCGAAGUAG